AUGGACGUCGACCUGAUCAAGGUCGUCAACAAGCUCCAGGAGACAUUCAGCUCCAUCGGCGGCGAGACUGUCGACUUGCCUCAAUGCGUCGUCGUGGGCGCGCAGUCGAGCGGCAAGAGCAGCGUCCUUGAAACCAUCGUCGGAAGGGACUUUCUGCCGCGCGGCAAUGGCAUCGUCACACGCAGGCCUCUCGUCCUCCAGCUCGUCCAUGUGCCCGCCCCUGCGUCAAAUGCGGGUCCUGCGUCGGCAUCGUCCUCCUCUGCCUCAUCUUCCUCCUCGUCGCCCUCCCCGGCAGAUCCCUUUGGGAGCAGUAUCAACAGCGGCGGAGGCAGAGGGGGAGGAACGCCCGCAUACACAGAGUACGGCGAGUUCCUGCACCUCGACAAGCGCUUCACCGACUUUGGCGAGAUCCGGCGCGAGAUUGAAAACGAGACGUUCCGCGUCGCCGGCCAGAACAAGGGCGUGUCCAAGCUGCCGAUCCACCUCAAGAUCUACAGCCCCCAUGUCCUCAAUCUCACCCUCGUCGACCUGCCUGGACUGACGAAGAUCCCCGUGGGCGACCAGCCAUCGGACAUUGAGCGGCAGAUCCACGGCCUCGUCUCGAGCUACAUCUCCAAGCCCAACUGCAUCAUCAUUGCCGUCAGCCCUGCCAACGUCGACUUGGCCAACUCGGACAGCCUGAAGCUGGCACGGGCCAUUGACCCGCAGGGCCGGCGCACCAUUGGCGUCCUCACCAAGCUCGACCUAAUGGACAAUGGCACCCACGCGCUCGACAUUCUCACCGGCCGUGUGUACCCGCUCAAGCUCGGCUUCAUCGGCGUCGUCAACCGGUCGCAGCAGGACAUCAACGGCAACGUCUCGAUGCUCGCCGCCCGCAAGGCCGAGGAGGACUUCUUCCGGAGCCACGUCGCCUACCGCAACAUUGCCCACCGCUGCGGGACAAAGUACCUGGCCAAGACGCUGAACCAGGUCCUGAUGGCCCACAUCCGCGACAAGCUGCCGGACAUGAAGGCGCGCCUCAACACGCUCAUGGGCCAGACGCAGCAGGAGCUCGCCUCCUUUGGCGACACGGCCUUCUUGGGCCACCAGCACCGCGGCAGCCUCGUGCUCAAGCUCAUGACGCAGUUUGCCCGUGACUUUGUUGCCUCCAUCGACGGCAAGACGUUUGACAUUUCCACAAAGGAGCUCUGCGGCGGUGCGCGCGUCUACUACAUCUUCAACGACGUCUUUGGCCACGCCCUCGACUCGAUCAACCCGACGUCGAACCUGACGACGCAGGACAUUCGCACCGCCAUCCGCAACUCGACGGGCCCGCGGCCGAGCCUGUUUGUGCCCGAGGCCGCGUUUGAGCUCCUCAUCAAGCCGCAGAUCAAGCUCCUCGAGGCACCCAGCCUGCGCUGCGUCGAGCUCGUCUACGAGGAGCUCAUGAAAAUCUGCCACAACUGCACCAGCACCGAGCUGCAGCGCUUCCCGCGCCUCCAUGCCCAGCUCAUCGAGGUCGUCUCGGAGCUGCUGCGCGAGCGACUGGGCCCCACGUCCGAGUACGUGUCGAGCCUGAUUGCCAUCCAGGCCGCAUACAUCAACACCAACCACCCGGCGUUUACGCGUGAGGGCCACCACAGCCAUGGGCACGGCCAGCGCGCCCCACCAAUGAUCAAGGGCAUCUCUCGCAGCGACUCGGAAGCCGACGACGACGGCUACUUGGCCGGCCACCUGACCGAGGAUGAGGCUGGCGGCCGUGGUGGCCGCGGUGGCCGUGGUCGUGGCGAUGACGACGACGAUGACGACGACGGUGGGCCGUCGCAGCAGCUGCAGUCGAACCGGCGCCACCUCGAGGUCAAUGGCAAGCGCAAGGGUGCCGGCCCAAGAGAUCCACGCUCCGCCCCCUCGUCGUUUAGCGAGCACGAGUCGCACCUGCGAUCUGCGCGCGACCACCACGCUGCCACCGUGGGCCACGCGGCAGGGCGCGCAGGGCAACAAGGCGCCGAAGCCAACGGCAACGGCGGCGGCCGCGACUCAUUCCUCAACUACUUCUUUGGCGGUGCCUCGGCGAUGCCCGGUGCUGCCGGUGGCGCGUCCGUCGCACCGGGCCUCGGCGGAGUCUCGGCCCAGCGGUCCAUGUUCGCUGACGCUGGCCGCGAGCACCGGAGCGACCCAGUCGUCGAGGGCAGCACAGCGGCGUACAGCAUGCGGAGCCUGGACAAGCACCUCGAGGCGAUGCCGCUCGGUGCCGGCGACGAUGUCUCGCUCACCGACCGCGAGGUGCUCGAGACGUCGCUGAUCCGGUCCCUCAUCGGCUCCUACUUUGCCAUUGUGCGGCAGAGCAUCCAGGACCUCGUUCCCAAGGCGGUCAUGCACCUCCUCGUCGACCACAGCCGCGAGGGCAUCCAGAACCGGCUGGUGAGCGCCCUCUUCAAGGAGUCGCUCUUCGACGAGCUCCUGCAAGAGGACCAGGCGCUGACGGGGGAGCGCCAACGCGUCGAGGCGCUCCUCAAGGCCUACCGCCAGGCCUUCGACAUCCUGUCCGAGGUCACAUUCAAGCCAUGAGGCCUUUCUUCCCGACUCCAUUCUGGCGGCCUACUUUUUCUUCUCCUUUCUUUCCCCUCUCUAUCUCUCUCUUUCCCAUUGCACCAGAAAUUGUAAGAGUUGCCCUUUCUCACUGGAUAUUCAUCAGCCUCGCCUCGCG
Messenger RNA from Acaromyces ingoldii, 2686 nucleotides. RefSeq lists its product as hypothetical. Lineage: Eukaryota; Fungi; Basidiomycota; Exobasidiomycetes; Exobasidiales; Cryptobasidiaceae. The record is from RefSeq and is a predicted model, not a curated record. Gene Ontology annotation, molecular function: microtubule binding; GTPase activity; GTP binding. The transcript is spliced from 6 exons. The coding region runs from base 1 to 2547 and encodes 848 amino acids. Gene Ontology annotation, biological process: peroxisome fission; mitochondrial fission. Gene Ontology annotation, cellular component: membrane; cytoplasm; peroxisome.